Neodiprion fabricii is the source of this 1962-nucleotide messenger RNA. RefSeq names its product facilitated trehalose transporter Tret1-like. The transcript has 2 exons. Gene Ontology annotation, cellular component: membrane. The coding region runs from base 408 to 1955 and encodes 515 amino acids. Gene Ontology annotation, biological process: carbohydrate transport; transmembrane transport. Gene Ontology annotation, molecular function: sugar transmembrane transporter activity. NCBI's taxonomy places the organism in Eukaryota, Metazoa, Arthropoda, Insecta, Hymenoptera, Diprionidae. The record is from RefSeq and is a predicted model, not a curated record.
UGACUCGGCGAUCGUUGUGCUUCGACAAACCAAAACUAUUGGGAUUGUGCAUUAGGGGUCGUGUCAAAUCUCUGGAGAUUAUAAAGUGGUAGAGAAGAUCAAUGGGGUCUGGGAAAUUUGCGGGAAUAUAUUUGAAAUUUGAAUGUCGUGAAGUAUUACGAUCAGACGGACCGAGGGAGGGACGGAGAGACACAGAGCAGGGAGAGAAUCAAGCCAGCUGUGUUUACGAAAAGAGCUAUUCUUUCACGACAGUCUACUACGCAAAGUGCAAAACGGGAAUACAGAAUUAAAUCUUACCGAUAGAAGCAAACUCGCGCGUUGCUCAUAAUAAUAUGACAUUUGUAUAACGGACAACGUAAUUAGAGAUUGUUUUAAUUUUCAUCGUUGUACGUACAAACAUUGCAAAUAUGCAUCGUUACGAUCAGGAAGAUUUGGCAGGACCAUACCAGGCAGACGUAUGGGCGGUAUCAGACAGAACACCGUUACUGCAAGGACACUGCAGCACAAUGGGAGACAAAAUCGGUAUUUCCCAGCAAACGCUCGUCUCUAACGCAGAGUUCAGCUCCAAUGGAAAAAAGCUGCCACAAUAUAUUGCAGCAAUAGCUGCAACCCUUGGCAGUCUGGCUUUUGGCGCGGUUUUAGGUUGGUCAACUUCAGGAGGUGACGGAGGUAUAGAUUUGGCUGCAGAAUACAACAUAACGAUAUCAUCGUCAGAGUUCUCUUGGAUUGGAUCAAUAACAAAUUUGGGAGCGGCAGCCGUUUGUGUUCCCUUCGGAGUUCUAAUGGACCUGAUAGGGAGAAAACCAAGCAUGCUUUUGCUAGUUGCACCUUUCUUGGUUGGCUGGGGAUUAAUUAUUUGGGCAAACUCAGUGGUAAUGUUUUACGUGGGAAGAUUCAUACUAGGAGUGAGUGGCGGAGCAUUUUGCGUUGCAGCUCCUGUGUAUACUGGCGAAAUAUCAGAGCCCUCGGUCCGUGGUACCCUGGGAUCGUACUUUCAGCUGAUGUUGACCAUUGGUAUCCUGUUUUCAUACACUCUGGGCGCAUUUGCACCAAUCAAAACGCUUUCAAUAGUAUCAGCAAUUAUUCCACUAAUAUUUUUUGCUGUGUUUUUCUUCAUGCCUGAAUCCCCAGCCUAUUAUUUGAUGAAAAACAAAGAUGAUCUGGCCAGGUCAAGUCUUCUGAGGCUGCGUGGUCCUGCUUACGACAUUGAACAAGAGUUACAGGCUAAAAAAGAUACCAUUGCAGAAGAGGUAAAAAAUAAAGCCUCGUUCCUAGAAGCCAUAAGGACACAGGUUGCCAGAAAAGGAUUGAUCGUUGCCUUUGGACUGAUGAUGUUCCAGCAAUUGAGCGGAGUCAACGCUAUCAUAUUUUACACCGGCAGCAUCUUCGGCGAAGGAGGAAGCAUGUCUUCUGAAACAUCAACAAUUAUUGUUGGAGUGAUUCAAGUCGUCGCAGUAUUUGCGAGUACACUGGUAGUAGACAAACUUGGGCGAAAAAUUCUUCUGAUAUCAUCCAGCACUGUAAUGACUAUUGGUGCUUUUACUGUUGGGAUAUACUUUUAUUUAUCGCACACAGGAGUAGACGUGUCUGCAUAUAAUUGGAUUCCAUUGAUCGCAGUUUCCCUUUUUAUAUUCAUGUUCAAUCUGGGUCUUGGGCCAAUUCCAUGGAUGAUGGUAGGAGAGCUGUUUGCUCCGCAAAUAAAGGGCAUUGCAGGUAGCAGCGCUUGUUUAUUCAACUGGAUAAUGGCCUUUUUAGUAACAAAGUUUUACAGCGAUCUGGUGACAGCAUUUGGAAAUUACACUACAUUCUGGAUAUUCAGUGUAGUUUGUGCCCUGAGUAUCGUAUUCUUCGUAUUCGUCGUCCCUGAGACAAAAGGAAAAACUCUUGAACAGAUUCAGCAAGAAAUGGGUGCGGUACCUGCACCUCCACCCACUUCAAAUACAAUAAAAGUUUAGAAAACAA